Messenger RNA from Schistocerca nitens (vagrant locust), 1817 nucleotides. RefSeq lists its product as uncharacterized. The record is from RefSeq and is a predicted model, not a curated record. Gene Ontology annotation, biological process: proteasome-mediated ubiquitin-dependent protein catabolic process; regulation of proteolysis. Gene Ontology annotation, cellular component: cytoplasm. The coding region runs from base 190 to 1539 and encodes 449 amino acids. The transcript has 6 exons. Lineage: Eukaryota; Metazoa; Arthropoda; Insecta; Orthoptera; Acrididae. Gene Ontology annotation, molecular function: ubiquitin protein ligase binding.
AGGUUAUCGCUGGCGUGGAGCAGAGGGGACAGGCUUAGGAGGAAAGGCAGCAUUCGCGACCGCCACUGUACUGCCAGCUACGGCGCGGAGCGGAACGAGGCGUCUUCGGUUGUUCAACAGAGGUCAAAUCUGACGAAGAUAUUCUGAGGGAACCGUUCUUUACUUGGCCCGACACAUUUGUCCUUCAUUAUGUUCUGCAGAAGCAUCACCUGGUUCACCUGCGUUUUUAUGGCAGUAGUCAUAGCUUCUGACUACAAUGACAGAGGUUUCAUCACAGGAUGCGAUCCUGAAGUCACAGUUGAUCAGUUAAGAACCGGCAGUCCAGAGUUGUCUACAACAACAGAACGAGCUCAGAAGGUUGAGGGGAGCACAGCUGCGGACCUGGCCACCCUGCUCGACGCCGGCGAUGGAGCCGGUGAUGGAGCCGUGGUGACGCUGGUGGCGGGUGACACGAGGCUGGUGGCGCACCGGGCCGUGCUGGCUGCCAGAAGUCCCGUGUUCCAGGAAAUGUUCCAGCACGACACGCUGGAGGCCAGCGGCGGCCGGGUCGUCAUCCCAGACGUGGAGGGCCCGGUGCUGCGCCACCUGCUGUCCUACAUGUACACCCUGCAGGCCCCCCAGCUGCCGAGCGUGGCCCCCCAGGUGCUGGUGGCAGCUGACAGCUACGGCUUGCCCCACCUGAAGGCCGCGUUCGAGCAGCAGGUGGCCGCACAGCUGUCGGUGGAGAACGCGGUUGCCACGGCUCUGCUCGCGCUGAGGCACUCCUGCCCUGUCCUGAAGCAGGCCGCCGUCACAUUCAUUAAGGCCCACACUCUCCAGGUGGUGAUGACGCAGGCCUGGGCAGACGCUGCAGUCAGACACCCACACUAUGUUGUAGAGUUAACUCGACUGAUUGCAGAGCCACCUGCACAAACCAGUACCGCAGCCACUACAGAGAGCAGGUCAGCACCCAUCACUCGCCCCCACAGCGACUACGGCCAGGCUGCUGUCACAGCCCCACCACACGUGGCAACCUGCCACACCCCUCCACCUGACGAUGCCACUGUACGUCAGAUGCGGAACCUUUCUCGAGAGGAGAAAGGCAGGAGGCUCAUCGAGGCAGCUCAGGAGGGAAAAAUGAAAGAGCUGAGGGCACUGCUAGCAGUGGGGGCAGACGUGGGAGCGAUGGACGGGGACAGGAGGACCGCCCUGCAGUGGGCAGCGUGGGAGGGGCACCUGGAAGCUGCGAGGUGUCUGCUGGAGGGUGGAGCAGAGGUGGCUGCCAGGAACGUCAGGCAGAACACACCUCUGCACUCAGCUGCAACUGCUGGCCACACAGCUGUGGUGCGACUGCUUGUGAGGUCGUCUGCUGACGCCAACGCCAAGAACCUAUGGGGGUGGACGCCGCUGCACUGGGCGGCAUAUAAAGGCCACUUACAGGUGGCAACUGUACUGCUAGAGUUUGGAGCCAAUACAGAGGCUAGGGACGAUGAGGGGAAUACCCCCCGUCAGCAUGCCAGGAAGAACAACCAUCAGCGACUGGUACAGUUGCUAACAUGAAGCUUUCAGUUCUACAGCCCUAGAGUGAGACAAUUUAAAAUAAGCAAUGCAAAAAUAUUAAUUCCAUUGUCAUUCAUUUGCACCUAUCAUUUCAUAGCAGAUAUAACUGCUCUAGUAACACAACAAGAGUGAUAACAGGCGAUUACUGCAAACUAAUGUAAGUAACCUUUCUAGUGGAAACAGUCUGCAAAAUAUUUCUUGAGCUAGCUCUACAAAACCCAACAGCAAUUGAAAAAUACGCCAUUCAUUACCAAUAGACGCCAGUUCCCUCCGUGAAA